Molecule: messenger RNA, 1857 nt
Organism: Bacidia gigantensis
Lineage: Eukaryota; Fungi; Ascomycota; Lecanoromycetes; Lecanorales; Ramalinaceae
Exons: 4
Coding region: 1-1857 (618 amino acids)
Biological process (GO): citrate metabolic process; tricarboxylic acid cycle; carbohydrate metabolic process
Cellular component (GO): mitochondrial matrix
Source: RefSeq, a predicted model, not a curated record
AUGCCCGGCGACAAGUAUUUCGGCAAGGACGAUGUGACGAUUGGAAUGGGUCAUGGAACAUGCUGUAACAGACCCUUCAAGGAACUAGGCAGAUGCAUCGAACUCAUGAAUUUUGGGGGCUCCAUCCCUGGGCCUGAAAGCUCGUGCGCAGAGGAUUGGGACUAUUAUUACUCCUGCCGGGUAAACAUGGGCAUCACCGCUGAUGGCCAGAAGUGGAUGGCCUGUUACCACGUGGCAGUGCCUGAUAACAGCUUUACCGUCACGCAGGGAGAUGUGGAUACUAUGCAGCAUCUAACAUCAGCAUUUGCGUCUCAGAGGAGCAAUGUAUGGUGUCCUGAUGACAUAGAAGGAUGUCCGUUAGGUCAAGGUCUGGUUGCAGGUGCAAAGCAGAAUUGGGGCGAUUUCGAGAAAUUCAGCAAGCAAUGCGUUGAAACGAUGCAGGAGGCGGAAGCAUCUCUAUUGGAUAUAGAUGUUCAGAUGACAGGGCCGCGGCGAUUCAUGGAGAUUUGGGCUUGUCAUGAUAGCUGGAGGAAAAGUGAACAGCUUUACCUUUCCCUCAAAGAUACCUUUGCAGACAAAAUUCCCAGCGAGAUCGAGAAGAUCAAAACACUAAGAAAGGGCUAUGGCUCGAAAGUAGUUGGCGAAGUGACUCUGGAUCAGGUCUACGGAGGCGCUCGAGGCAUCAAGUCCCUCGUCUGGGAAGGCUCGGUCCUUGAUUCAGAAGAGGGUAUCAGGUUUCGGGGCAAGACCAUCCCAGAAUGCCAGGAGCUACUACCAAAAGCGCCAGGAGGAGCUGAGCCACUCCCAGAAGGCCUUUUUUGGCUCCUUUUGACCGGUGACAUCCCAAGCGUAGAGCAAGUACGACAACUGUCAGCGGAAUGGGCUGCCAGAGCAGAAGUUCCAGGCUUUGUGAAAGAGAUCAUCGAUCGUUUGCCAAAUACGCUUCACCCAAUGGCCCAGUUUUCCGCCGCUGUAACAGCCCUCGAGCAUGAGUCUGCAUUCGCCAAGGCCUAUGCUAAAGGGAUGAAUAAGUCAGAGUACUGGGCUCACACUUUUGAGGACUCAAUGGAUGUGAUUGCUAAACUGCCCUCAAUUGCGGCUCUGAUUUACCGUAACGUAUACAAAGAUGGCAAGGUUGCCCCCGUACAAAAAGACCAAGACUAUUCGUUCAACUUUGCCAACCAGCUGGGCUUUGCUGAGAACAAGGAUUUCCUCGAACUCAUGCGUCUAUAUCUGACAAUUCACACCGACCAUGAAGGCGGAAAUGUCAGCGCUCACACUACACAUCUUGUUGGCAGUGCUCUCAGCUCUCCUAUGCUCUCACUUGCUGCUGGUCUCAAUGGGUUGGCAGGUCCAUUGCACGGCUUGGCUAACCAAGAAGUGCUCAAUUGGCUUCAGAAAAUGAAGAAAUCUGUUGGCAGUGAUCUGAGUGACAAAAGCAUCACAGACUAUCUCUGGUCUACGCUCAAGUCUGGCCAAGUGGUACCAGGUUACGGCCACGCUGUCCUACGCAAGACUGAUCCACGCUACAUGGCACAACGCGAUUUCGCCCUCAAGCACCUACCAGAUGACCCAAUGUUCAAAUUGGUCAGUCAAGUGUACAACAUUGCGCCUGGCGUCCUGACGGAACAUGGGAAGACGAAGAACCCAUUUCCCAACGUUGAUGCUCAUUCUGGUGUUCUCCUGCAGUACUACGGCUUGACAGAGGCUAGCUUCUACACAGUGCUGUUUGGUGUCUCACGUGCCAUCGGUGUGCUGCCUCAAUUGAUCAUUGAUCGCGCGGUAGGCGCCCCUAUCGAGAGACCAAAAUCAUUCAGCACGGAAGCUUGGGCCAAGUUGGUUGGUGCUACGUUAUGA